AUGUACGUAGAGUUCAUGCAAAAGUACAAGGAACUGCGACAUAUGAUGCUUGCACCAGCGCCAGCUGAGCCACAACGAGGUACCUGUUACCUGCCGCAUCACGGGGUCCUGCGUCCGGACAGCACUUCCACUAAGCUGAGGGUCGUGUUCAACGGCUCGAGCUCCUUGCCGAACGGGGACUCUCUCAACCAAUUUCUUCUGACUGGACCGAAUCUGCUUCCUGCGCUGGCUGACAUCCUGCUGCGUUGGCGACGCCACAGAUACGUCUUCGCUGCCGAUAUCGAAAAGAUGUAUCGGCAGAUCCUAGUGCAUCCGGACGAUCGAAGCCUGCAGCGAAUCCUGUGGAGAGACGACUCUAAGAACGACGUCCAGGAGUUCUGGCUAUGCACGGUCACUUACGGGCUCUCAUGCGCCCCGUAUCUGGCCAUCCGUACCUUACGCCAACUCGCCGAGGACGAAGAGCAUCGCUUUCCGAAAGGCGCCGACAUCCUGCGGAGCGAUGUCUACAUGGAUGACAUCCUGUCCGGUGCCAAGAAUCAAGAGGAAGCAGAAUCUAUGGUGAGGCAGCUGACAAAUAUAUGCACGGCGGGCGGGUUCACACUAAAAAAGUGGUCUACAAACGCCUCCUACCUGCUGAGCCUCGUGGAACCGGACGCGCGCCUGCAACAAGAGGCCAGAUGGUGGCUGCCCGGCGAGAGUCAUUCCACUCUCGGCCUUCGAUGGCAACCGUGCGACGACCGCUUCGCCUUCGCCACCCACCGGAUCACUCUCUCAGCGGUCACCAAAAGGUCGGUCCUUUCUUUGACGGCCAAAUUAUUCGAUCCACUCGGCUGGCUGUCUCCAACGACUGUGCUGGCCAAAAUCAACAUCCAGGCUACCUGGCUACUAGGUCUCGACUGGGACGCGUCUCUGCCAAGCGAGGAAGCCAGAAAAUGGCUGCGAUUCCAGGAGGAGCUAGCGGCAUUGGAGAAACUAGUCGUGCCUCGUUGGUUAGGAGCCCUAGCUGACUCCCAUCAAGAGGUUCACGGAUUUGCCGAUGCCUCCGAACGUGCCUACGCCGCAGUCAUCUACCUGCGAACAAACACAAACGGAGUUAGGAGAGUGACUUUAUUAGCUGCGAAGACCAAGCUCGAUUGGUCGCCCACGUCGUGCCUCUUAUUGGCGCAGAAAAGGCGCCUCUCCAUCUGUGGUCGGAUUCCACCGUGA
Nylanderia fulva is the source of this 1206-nucleotide messenger RNA. RefSeq lists its product as uncharacterized. The record is from RefSeq and is a predicted model, not a curated record. Gene Ontology annotation, biological process: proteolysis. Gene Ontology annotation, molecular function: aspartic-type endopeptidase activity. NCBI's taxonomy places the organism in Eukaryota, Metazoa, Arthropoda, Insecta, Hymenoptera, Formicidae.